Molecule: messenger RNA, 492 nt
Organism: Nezara viridula (southern green stink bug)
Lineage: Eukaryota; Metazoa; Arthropoda; Insecta; Hemiptera; Pentatomidae
Source: the annotation of a GenBank genome assembly
AUGAGGUUCCCUUCGAUGGAGUUUGUUGCAGAAAUCUCUAUCCUAAACCAUCCGUCCUCUUCUUCCCCAUUUCAAUCCUCUUCUAUCAAAGGCCUUCCGAAUUGCGCUUUCCCGUCUUCCGUGGUCUUCCUCUUGAUCUUUAACUUGCAAUUCCCUAUUGAUGUGAACUCUGUCGAGAAGGACCAUCCAUUCUUGGACCCCGACUCCCUGCAGUCUCUCUUCAGGAGGCUGCAAGCGCUCAACAAGUGCGCGGCGAUGAAGAUAGACGCACCUGCGAAACAACAACCAGUUGGCCAAUCCAGCAGGAGUUCCCGGUGGACAAUAGUGGAACAGGAGGCCCCGAAGAAGGAAGGAGGACACAGGAUACGAAAAGAAUUCUUUUCCUCGAGUAACGGGGCCAGUUCCUUAGCGGGUGACUGUCGGCUGACCCCGGGCAGACAGCGUGGUGCUCGUUACCCUCUUCUUCGGGAGGCUAAGCGUUCAAGGUCCUAA